CUAUAUAAGCUGGUCGGCCGCCUAGCAAAGGCACAGCUGAACCCACAGCCGCAAAUACAACAAACAAUCAACAUGAAGUUCCAGGUUUGCAUUGUUCUGGCCCUCGCCGCCAUCGCCUUCGCUGAGGAGAAGGAAGAGACCAAGGAGAAGCGCGGAGUGAUCGCCUCCACCUACGCCGCCCCCGCCUACGGUUAUGCCGCCCCCGCCGCCUACGGAUACGCCGCCCCCGCCUACAGCAGCUACGCCGCUCCCGCUUACUCUGCGUACGCCGCCCCUGCCUACGCCGGAUAUGCCGCCCCCGCUUACACCGCCUACGCCGCCCCCGCCGUGGCUAAGGUCGCUGCCCCCGUCGCCGCCUAUGCCGCCCCCGCCUACACCUCGUACGCUGCCCCCGCUUACUCCGCGUACGCUGCCCCCGCUGCCUACGGCUAUGCCGCCCCCGCCUACGGCUACGCUGCCCCCGCCGUCGCUAAGGUCGCCGCCCCCGUCGCCUAUGCUGCCCACGGCGCCUACGCCGCCCCCGCCUACGCCAGCCCCCUGGCCUACGGACGCGUCUACUAAGAACUCCAACCACGACUGACUCACCCCCAAUCACCCCUCGUCGAGUAACCAUUGCUUCAUCCCCCAUUGUUGCGAUCUUGUUUUGAAAGAAGAAAAUGCGUGCCUGCAAUUUUUGCAACAUAUCAUCUUUUGCAAAAUUUUUGCAGAGUGCCGACGAUGUAAAUCAAAGAAAUGUUAAUGCCAACUGCUGGAAUAAAUGACAACACACUGUUCCAUGAAA
This is a messenger RNA of Neocloeon triangulifer, 781 nucleotides long. Its product is annotated as cuticle protein 12.5-like. The coding region runs from base 73 to 561 and encodes 162 amino acids. The transcript has 2 exons. The record is from RefSeq and is a predicted model, not a curated record. NCBI's taxonomy places the organism in Eukaryota, Metazoa, Arthropoda, Insecta, Ephemeroptera, Baetidae.